AACUGAAGAAGAAGAAGUAGGAUCGUCGCUACGUUACGUUGUGCAAGGACACACUGAGGGGGAGUGAGAUUCGUUAAACUUACCUGGAUUGGACUUGCCAGCUUUUAGCGGUCUCACCCUUCCCGCUGCUGCUGCUGUAUUCCUGUGGUUAAGAACAAGCCGUUGAGACGAAUGUGAGCAGCUUUCCGUUGGUGGAAGGGAACCGAGCAGGAGGUUUUUGAGAUCCAGAACACCUUGCAGCAGUUUGGAACUCCUGCUCUCUGCUUUCUAGUGGACUUUGAGUGAUGUUCAGCUGGUGACUGGGGUAGCGCUGAUCCCCACCUGAAUGGCUGUGAGCAGAGGAGGCGUGGCCUUCUGGAUGGGUUGUGUCUGCAACCAGAGCAGAACAAAACCAAUUCAAAAGUGGUGCCAAACUCUCAGUCAGGUGUUUCAGAGGCAAUGGAUCUAUCAGACAUGUCCACUGAGCAGUGCUGCUUGGGCCCUGGCGCCUCCGAACAGCCUGAGAUAUCAGAAGAUGAGGCAACCAUUGCUGUCCCAUCCACUCCAUCAUGCUAGCCAGCAGAGAGAAAAUUGCUAUGAAGAGGACUGGGAGGAGUCUCGCAGCCUGUGUGUACUAGUUUCACAGGAGAAGUUGAACAAUAUGCACACACUGCUGAAGCUUCCUGUCUUCACUAACAUUCAGCCAGAAGAUUUGAUUUCUUUGGGGAAUCACAGCAGUGACACUGAUUUUCCCUUCGAACUGACAACUGUGGAUGGCAGCAGAGAGGAUGACAUCAGCAUUGAGAGCCUCCAGAUGAAAAAAGCAGAUGUUGCAAAGAGAGAACAUGGCUGCUUCAGAAGUCUGUUUGAAACAGAGGAUUGUCUUGUGCCAUUCAUGUAUGGCUCACAGUUUUAUUGUUUCCAUUGUCCAAGCACGCACCAUGGAAUAGGCAAAAUACUCAAAUCCUCCCAAAAUAAUGGACUCAACAGGACGACUGCUGAACUGCUCCUGCUGCUGCCUACCUCUCUGUGCAGCCACCUGGGCAGAGCAGAAGGGCAAGUGAAUGAAGGAGAUGGUGAAGAAGAGGAGAAACUGAGCAUGAUGUAUGAAAGACUCAGGCUAGAGCUUCCAAGUUUCUUUAUGACAAACCAUGACUACACCAUGUACUCAAAUGAUGUGGAAUUCAUCAAUGGACUGAUAAACAUCAAGACCAGAGGUCUUGUCGUGUACCGGUUCACACUCUCCCUGUGGCGCCUUCUGUCCCUGUGUUACUACACUGAGGCUCGGCUGGAUGUGCUGAAGCUCACCAAGCAUAUGGAGGACAGGACCAUUAAGGCUCGCUGGAGGAUCAAGGGCCUUCCCUUUCACUCUCUUCUGCUGCGCUUCUACCGGAAAGACAAAUCCCACCUGUACAGGUCAUAUGAUGCAUUUUCAACAUUUUACAUUGGACAUGAUGGACUCAUUCAUUGUCACAAAGUUGAAAAGGUGAUGCCGGCUCAGCCUCCUGUCCUUCCAAGAACAACUUCCCUCCUAACAGGAGCUCUAGUAGCACUAGGAGUGCAAGAACACAGACCUGCUCUCAAUCUUCUCCCACCCCUCCUGUCCUCAUUGCGACAGAGCAAAAAUUGACAGUAGAAAAACAAGACAGUGACAAUAAUUGUUUCUACAUUUAAUGUGAACCUGAACAUGUUCAUUCACCUUUACCUCUAUAAUGCAGCUUAAAAUAAACGUGUUAACUGAU
Girardinichthys multiradiatus is the source of this 1721-nucleotide messenger RNA. RefSeq names its product chromosome 13 C6orf136 homolog (gene c13h6orf136). The transcript has 7 exons. The coding region runs from base 326 to 1609 and encodes 427 amino acids. The record is from RefSeq and is a predicted model, not a curated record. NCBI's taxonomy places the organism in Eukaryota, Metazoa, Chordata, Actinopteri, Cyprinodontiformes, Goodeidae.